GGGAAGGGAAGGGAAGGGAAGGGAAGGGAAGGGAAGGGAAGGGAAGGGAAGGGAAGGGAAGGGAAGGGAAGGGAAGGGAACUCCAUUUUACAUUCUGUUUACUGAAAAAUAAAACCUAUGAAGAGAUACAGACAGUUUCCUACUGUAAUUUUGGGUCAGAAUCAGGAUGAAGUGUGAUUACUUCAGUAACAUCAACUGGAGGAAAUCCAGAUCAAUCAAGAUGGGACAUUAGUGAGGGCAAAGGAAAAAUUGUUCAUCCUUUCAGCAGAUGUCACUUUUCAGGAAAAAAGUGGACACAACUGUAAGACAAACUCAGUUUCUUUGCAGUGCUAGAAAUAGUCAUUUUUGUUCAAUAAUUGAAACACUUCUGAGUUUGUUUUCUAUGGACUCAGUUCUUCAAAUCUUGUCAUUAUAUCUGAAUUAUGUUUCCACAUAAACACAUCUUAGAUUUUAAAGUUAUCUCCUGAUUUUGAGAAUAUGACUCGCUGAAGCUGUAUUUUCUGGGAGCUACAUUAUCCAGAUACCGAUAAUGCAGAAAUUACACUUAAAAGUAAGAAAGAAGAAUAAUGUAUGGGGAAAAAAACCCACCACAUGUGUGAACUAGGGAAGGAAUCAACAAUUAUCACUUUGGUAAGAAAAAUGAAUGAUGCUUUGUUUAUAAGGUUAUUUCUAUUGUUAUUUACACACUGCUCAGGUAAUGUCAAAUUUCCACCAUGACCUACAAACUUUUCCUUCUAAAGUGAAUUGAAGAUUGCAUGGAAUUAUGGUUCAUCUUACUGCAGAAUCAAACAGACAAAGAGAAAUCUGGGAAGGCUGCUAUAAACUAUUUAGUCAUACACACACACAACAGGAGAAAGGGGAAAUCAAGUGAAAAACUCCUUAAAGCCUUGAAGCUUCCCAAGCAAAACCUGUAUUGCAAAACAACACAUCCUUCCAUAGGAUCAUCAGUGCUCAGGUUUCACCCUUGCUCUACUUUUGCUGGGUGACCUUGACAGCAGUAUUCCUAUCUCUAUUUUCUCUCUUGUGAGUGAAAAGAAAGCAAUUCCUUGCCUCACAAAGAUGUUGUCAGAUUUAUGGUUGCAAAGUGACAAACAGACCCUAAUUGUCAUGAUAUGCAAUAGUUAAAUUUCUAUGUCAAUGAUGAGGUCAGGCAUGAUUCAGAUCAAUCACAGUCAUGUGAAAGAAUUGGACAUACACAAUGGGUUUGUUUGAUAUUUAUAGUCAGUGAGAAAUCUACGAUUCUGUGAUUCUAUAAAAUCACACAAGGCACAGCAUUGUAGCGGCUUUUCAGCUGAAUUUGAAGGCCAUUUUUAGACCCAGUUUUUCUCUUUACAAAGGUUUGGCAAAAGUGUCUUCAAAGAAGUUGAGCUCAUAGCACUUUCUUUGGUUUGUUUUUUAUAUACUUCUGUCUCAGUCCUGCCCACGGAGACUGACUUACUACUGAUGUUCUUCAAUGAAUCAGGCAUUCCCCUCAGGCUGGCGUAAGGAAGUCACCAAGAUUUAUGGGGAAGGUAGAAGAGAAAAAGAAACCCUAAAUCAUGCUCUUUUCCCCCCUCUGAAGAUUCCCAACAGCAAAGUGAGACAAGUUUCACCGCGACCUACAAACUGCAAUAAGAUGUUAUUUGGCACCUCGGAGACUUAAUGGAGCAAUUAGCUAAACUUUUACGGCGUCCCCUAGGAAAGUUCUUAAGAUACAAGUACAUUCGAACUUGUAGCACAAUUCGAAGUUUUCCCACGUGUCAGCGCAGGAGGGAGGCUCAGCCCGGGCAGCUCCCGGGGCGCAGCGGCGCGGGCGGGCAGGGCUGGCGGGCGGCGCGGCCGAGCGGGGAGCCCGGGCCGGGCGCGGGGAGCGCAGGGGGCGGAGCCGGGGGCUCCCGGGCCGCCGGAGCCCUGCUGCUGCCGGGGAGCGCGGUGCCCCGGCCUGUCCCUGCCGCCCGAGGAAGCCAGCGGAGGAGAAAGCAGCUCUCCGGCCGGUUUGGGAGAAUUGGCAGGUGCUCAUCUUCAUGAAGGAAAGGAACACUAGAAGUUCCGACUAGAACUGUGGUGUUUGCUUCAAGAUGCCCCAAAGGGAAAAUACUCAUCUGCAAGUCUCAUCUUUCAAAACUGCCUGUGUUCCUUCAAUCAAAGAAAAACGGUUUUUGAGAAAGAUGACUUGUGAAGUCUGUGAACAAAGCUGUCUUCACGAGGAUACUGAUUGAAAGACAUCAUGCCUUACAAGGGACAUUUAUCUUGAAGGGUGACACUGUGCUCUUAAACUAAAACACAGGCACUGUAAAAACUGAUCCUGAACAAGAAUAAGAAUUAUAAAAACUGUAUCAGAAUGUUUGUUAGUCCCAGAAGAGUCAGAAAAUGCCAUUUUUUGCAGAUAUGUGCCACUUGCUUCAUACUGUGUCUCAUGAUUUUUUGGGUGCCGUUUGAUAAUCACGUUGUGAGCCAUAUGAAGUCCUAUUCCUACAGAUACCUCAUAAAUAGCUACCAUUUUGUGAAUGACAGCCUGUCUAUCAGCAGGGAUAACCCGAACAGAGUAUCAAGCUACAAGUACUUGAUCAACCACAGAGAGAAAUGUCAGCAGCAGGAUGUCCUUCUCCUAUUGUUUGUGAAGACUUCUCCUGAAAACCGUCAUCGAAGGGAUGCAAUUAGACAAACUUGGGGUAAUGAGAUGUACGUUCGUUCUCAACUUAAUGCCAACAUUAAAACCCUUUUUGCUUUAGGACGACCAACAGACCACCUGCAGAAAAGACAGCGGCAAAGAGAUCUUGAGCUUGAAGACCAGAAAUACCAGGAUCUGAUUCAACAAGACUUCUUGGAUACCUUUCACAAUCUUACUCUUAAAUUGCUUUUGCAGUUUAGCUGGGUGAAUGCCUUCUGUCCUCACGCCAGGUUCAUUAUGUCUGCAGACGAUGACAUAUUUAUCCACAUGCCAAACCUCGUUGCUUAUCUCCAAAGUCUCACAGAAAUGGGUGCUCAAGAUAUCUGGAUUGGUCGUGUCCAUCGUGGAUCCCCUCCCGUUAGAGACAAGAGUAGCAAAUACUACGUUCCAUAUGAAAUGUACCAGUGGCCCUCUUACCCCGACUACACAGCAGGAGCUGCAUAUGUAAUAUCAAACGAUGUAGCAGCUAAAGUUUAUGAGGCUUCAUUGACUCUGAAUACAAGUCUUUAUAUAGACGAUGUUUUCAUGGGUCUCUGUGCCAAUAAAAUGGGAAUUGUACCACAAUAUCAUGUAUUUUUUUCUGGGGAAGGAAAGGCUCCAUAUCAUCCCUGCAUUUAUAACAAGAUGAUGACAUCUCAUGGACAUGUAGAUGAUCUUCGCCAGCUCUGGAAGCGGGCUACAGACCCCAAAGUUAAAAAGAUUUCUUCAGGGAUUUGGGGUAGAAUGUACUGCAGACUAGUCAAUAUUGUGCUUCUUUGUAAACUGUACUAUGCGGACACAUAUCCUUGUUCAGCUGCGUUUUCUUAAUACUUGAAUAUCUGCAUUGAAGAUCCACUGAGCCAAGAUGGAGCAACAACAUUUUAGGUGUUUAUCCAAAAUAUUAUAUGUAAACAUGGAUAGAGGUAAAAUUUACACUUGAAUACUUGGGGUAGGCAGAGGGAGAGGACAAAGAUGGUCCCAGGGUCCCAGGUUCUGUUCAGACACUUAAUGGAAUAGCUCUCCUGUUGUACUUCAACAUUUUACAUGGUAGCCUGUUUUUUACACUCUUCAAGGUAUGCAGUUCUGGAUUAUAAAUCGAUUAUAAUGGACUUGACUUCCAGACUUUGAAACACUUGUUGAAAAUAGCUGUUUCUUUGAACUUGUCAGUAAGUCUUGAUGGUUUUUAAAAAGCUAUGUUAACUAAGGCAUGUGGCAAAAAAAAUCUGUUAUAUCAGAAUGGAGUAGACCUUUCAAAGCCUGAGGAAAAUGGAACUUCUGACUCUAUGAAUGAGACUAUCACAGUAGCUUAAGGCAGUGUAAACUCUACAAAUAUUCACCAUUUCUCAAUGCUUCGUACAAAGUCAGUCUGGACCUGCACAGCUGACAAACAGUGAGUGCUAGAAGUGAAGACCUGCUACAAUUGUUUCCUCAAAGCUCCCUAAAUCUUUGAAACAGGGAAACUGUUUGGAUGCCCUCUGACUUUAAGUAACAAAGGAACCCCCUUUAGAACCUGAAGGUAUAAAAAAACCAAAUACUACUCAUAUGACUGGUUGGGCUAAUAUUUCUCCAUCUUCCAAAAACUGAAUUAGCAUAUUGAAAAGUCCAAUCUUUAUAAGCAAAUAAGCUGAGAUAGUUUUCAGCUAAUAAUGCUUCUGUUUUCCAAUAUUCUAGAGGUGAAAAGGAAGCAAAAGUCCCCGGGAAUGUUACUUAGAGCUACUUAAAGACUUAAAAAAGCAAAAUCUCAUGCUUGUACUAACAGGGAGGGAGUACAAACUGUACUUUGCAUUGAAGGGAUAGGGAGAUGGUGAUUCACACAAACUCAGUACACAAAUUAUAAUAACUAAAAUAUUUCUUCAGAAGUCAAAAUUGUCUUUAAAAUUUCAGGGUUGUUUGUUUCCAUAAACCCCUGUACCUUGAAUAUAUCUCAAUGUUAAUGUCACUUGCAAAGGAACAAAAUGCCUGUGCUUUGUAAACCUGAACAGAGCUAAGUGAUGUGCAAACUGCAGCCCUUAUGAGCUGUCCUGUGGUGCCAUAAAGAUCCUGCAGAGAACCAGAGCUGAAGGAGUCCUUGCACAGCUCAGUCAUGGUGCUUCACAGACUCUCAGGACAGGUAUCUUAGCUGAUAAUUGCCAAACCUGUGGCAGCUGUACAGGACUUGCUAGUUUGAAGUUGUGAGUAGUAAACUUGGUUUAAUGAAGUGCUCCUGCUCCUGCUCUUGGAGCUGUGCUGCAGGUUUUCUGGUUGGAAUGGAUGAUGGCAUCUGUGCAGACAGAAUCCAGGAGUGAGCUUGCACACUGUUCUCUAAGCUGUUCAGAUGGAGGGGAGGUAGCUACUGGAACUAAGUCAAACAUGUAACUUUCUAUAAUUGGUUUUGCAGAAGGAAGAUAAUAAGAUUCCUAACUGAUCCUAAAUGGUGGACAUAUAAAGAGCCCACAAUUAAAUAAUUUAUCAGUGUCAGAAUCACUGAUGAGCAUAACAGCUACACUUCAGAGGGAACACAUCCAGUUCCUCUUCUUGCCUAAACAGAUAAUGGUACUGGGGAUGUAGAUCUACAUAACCUGUUACAUACAGAGAAAAUAAAUGCACACAUAGAGAAAGUAUUGUUCUAUAUUGAAGGAAAGCUAGUUCAUCAGAUUUCUGACUUGUGAGCCAUUUAAAUCAGCAAAGCUGCACAGCAAAACUGCACUGCUAGAAAAGCCACCCUGUUCACUGAAGGGAAAGAGGGUCUUCAUAUGCAAUAUGCAACCAAAAUGUACUAGUAAGAAUACAGUCUUCCAGCAUACCUACAUGUUGGGAUUUGUUUUCACUCAUAAAUGCAAAAGUAAAGAAAUCUUUAAGUAGCUUUAACCAGCUAACAUCUAAAAUGCUGCUUAAAUGUAGUUGCCAUUAUCUGAAAGUCACUUUUGACCAUUGAAAUACUUUGUUUUACAGUUGGUUUGAGCUUUGUUUGAAUUGUUUCUUAAUCUUAAAAAGGCCUUGAUGUUUGUAGUAUGCAUUUUCUUUUGCUGCAGUGAAAAGAAGUUGCUUGUUGAAUAAAAAGGAAGGCAUGAAGGCACUCCUUUCAAAAAUAGAAGACAUAGAAAACUUCAUAUUUUCUGGUUCUAAACACAAAUUAAGAUUUGUACACUUCCAUCAGGAAUUUUUUUAAACAAUAGUCUCAGUGCUCCAAUGCAGGGCUGAUAGGUUUUACUUCUACAAAUAAAACUGAAUCAGCCUGAAUGGUCACUCCUCGUUAAGAGUUUGACAUUGUUGCACAGCAUAUUUAAUGCUAUUUUUUUUACCUGUUUGUUUGGUUUGCAUCAGUUUCCCUUUGAUAUUACUAAUUUUUAUACAAAGUAUUCAAUAUUUAUUCUUAAAAUUUGCUCUGUACCACAGAAAGACAGUUGUUUUGUAAAAUUUGUUUUGAAUAAACAGACUUAUUUGUUUUAAAAAAACCCUAAAGAAUACAGAAAAGGUAAAUAUCUCUUGUUGCUUUCUUUGUAACUGACAGAAUGAGUUCUGAUAUUUGUAAGUUUUGUUCUGAGUUCCCUUUUACAGGAGCCCCUCAAACUGCUCAUCUUUGUGCCCCUGCCCCCGGUGUGUGCAAAAGGCAAAAUUGGUAUUUUAGAAGCUGGACCUGUUGUUAAUGUUAUACUUUGUAUGUUCUCUUCAGGCAGCUGUUCCCCUGGAGAUGUGUAUCUGUCUACACAAGAUUUCAGAUCAUUUUGCACCUUUGGAAAAGUAGCUGAUGAUCUGGGGACCAGACAUGGUAUUUUUAUAGGGUAUAAUUAAAUUCAGAUAAUUAUGA
Molecule: messenger RNA, 6416 nt
Organism: Prinia subflava (tawny-flanked prinia)
Lineage: Eukaryota; Metazoa; Chordata; Aves; Passeriformes; Cisticolidae
Gene: B3GNT5
Product: UDP-GlcNAc:betaGal beta-1,3-N-acetylglucosaminyltransferase 5
Exons: 2
Coding region: 2321-3457 (378 amino acids)
Cellular component (GO): Golgi membrane
Source: RefSeq, a predicted model, not a curated record